Molecule: messenger RNA, 1528 nt
Organism: Vicia villosa (hairy vetch)
Lineage: Eukaryota; Viridiplantae; Streptophyta; Magnoliopsida; Fabales; Fabaceae
Product: F-box/kelch-repeat protein At3g23880-like
Exons: 2
Coding region: 57-1238 (393 amino acids)
Molecular function (GO): protein binding
Source: RefSeq, a predicted model, not a curated record
GGCUACUUUCUACUCUAAUUUCUGUUUCUGUUUCAUCAACGGCGCUCCAUUUCGCAAUGUCGCCGGCAGUCUUCCCCGACGAACUCAUCCGGGAAAUUCUGUCACGGCUUCCUGUGAAAACCCUAAUGCAAAUGAAUUGCGUCUGUAAGUCAUGGAAAUCCCUAAUUUCUAAUCGUUUCUUUUCCAAAUUGCACUCUCAUCGAUCUCCACGCAACACACAUCUUGCAUUAGUUCCAUAUUGUAACAGACCUGACCAGGACAUGGACAUCAGUGUCAUUCCUUUCCCCUUAAGUGGCUUGUUAGAUAAUCCAUCAAUCUCCAUUGCUAAUCCUGAACACAGAUUGGGACGUUUGGAUUGCCGUGAGAUGGUUGGUUCUUGCAAUGGAUUGAUAUGCUUGCUUAGUUUGUCUGACAAGUAUGAAAGGACAUUCCGUUUUUGGAACCCUGCCACCAAAAAGAUAUCUGAAAAAUUAGGGUUGUUUUGCAAUGAUUCAUCUGAUUUUUUCAGGUUCGCAUUUGGUUAUGAUAAUUUAAUGGACACUUAUAAGCUUGUGGCAUUCUCUGCCAAUCAGGUUAAAGUUUUCGGUUUAGGUGAUAGUGUUUGGAGAAAUAUUGAAAGUUUUCCGUUUGUUCCUUUUGACGUUGAGUCUACGCAACUCCACUGCCAUCCGUUUGUGAAUGAAGGUGUUUAUGUGAGUGGUACUAUUAACUGGUUGGCUAUUCGAAGUGUGAUUGAUUAUAAAUGGAAAGAUAUUAACAUUGAGCAAUUUGUAAUUGUUUCACUUGAUCUGGGUACUGAGACAUACCGGCAGUUGCUACCACCUCGGGGCUUUGAUGAAGUGCCUUCGGUUGAGCCGGCUGUUACUGUGUUGAUGGAUUGUUUAUGUUUUUCACAUCAUUUUAAGGGAACACAUUUUGUUUUGUGGAAGAUGAUGGAAUUUGGAGUUCAAGAGUCUUGGAUUCAAUUCCUUAAAAUUAGUUAUGUGGAUCUUCGGAUUUAUCAUGGAGUUAGUGAGUCAUUUGAAUAUCAUUCUCAGUUGUUCUUGUUUCCGUUGGGUCUUUCGGAGAGUAAUGACACAUUAGUACUCGCAAGCAAUCAAGAAAGCUUUGCAUGUGAAGAAGAAAAAGCGAUUCUUUAUAAUUGGAGAGACAAUAGAGUAGAGCGGACUAGAUUUACUGAUGAAAUAUUGUGGUUUUUUACAAAGGGUUAUGUUGAAAGUUUGGUUUCACCAUGUUGAAAGACCACAAGCUCAAAUUCAAGCACAUCUGGGUGUUAUUGAUAGCCGAUCGCGUGGCAGGAAGAAAGGCGAAAAAGGUUUAUUAGAGCUCCAUUUUCUUUUGUUUUAGUAUUUUGAAAUUGCUUUGUAAGCAUUUCUAGAAAUUUACCACAAAAUAUUUGUGUAAGUGCCAAUGGAAGUCUCUAAAUAGUAAAUAUGUAAGUGAUUUAACCACAUAUUAUCUUUGACAUUUUGGUUUUUGCUCUUGUUAUCCAUCAUUUUCACACAAUUGAACUCCAUUUUAUCCAUUA